Molecule: messenger RNA, 1569 nt
Organism: Monascus purpureus
Lineage: Eukaryota; Fungi; Ascomycota; Eurotiomycetes; Eurotiales; Aspergillaceae
Source: the annotation of a GenBank genome assembly
AUGGCAAUCAUACCUACUAUCGGCACAGGCGUAUUCAUUGCUGCCGGCCAGGCACUCGCUGUGGGUGGUCCCGCUUCGCUGCUGAUCUCCUACGGAUUCAUCUCCAUCUUGGUCUACUGUAUGACAACAGCCGUCGGCGAAAUUUCAGCUCACAGGCCUGACCGCAACGGCACAUUAAUUCGUCACGGGUACAAAUAUGGAUCGCAGAGUCUCGGGUUUUCCAUGGGCUAUCUCCGCUGGUACUCCCUUGCAAUGAUGGUACCUUUCGAAAUAACCACAGCCACGGUCAAUAUCGGCCUGUGGACUCCUUCGCCAACUGUCGCAGUUCGGGUUAGUCUGAUGACGGCGGUUAUGAUCGGCUUCAAUCUUCUCCCUGAGAGAAUGUUCAGGAGAUCGGAAUCUGUAUUCACUGGGCUGAAACUGACAGUACUGUCUGGAUUGUUGAUCUUCUCGGUUGUUCUGACUUCAGGCGGCGUUCCAGCUAGCCCAGCCCGUGGUUUUGGUUACUGGUAUAACCCAGGAGCCUUCGCUGCGUACCUGACGGACGGCUCUCUGGGCCGGUUUCUCGGCGUGUUGCAAUGCCUGCUCCGUAGUACAAUUGCUUUUCUAUUUACGCCAGAGUUGAGUAUUAGUCGAGCUGAAGGAGCAGAGUCAUCUACACACUCGAACAUUUUAAGGAAGGCACAGUCUGAUAAUAUCCAACUUUCUGUUCUCUACCUUCUGGCCGUCCUCGCGAUUGGGGUCGUGUCGCCGUCGAACGAUCCUCUACUGACGAACAAUGGGACUGGUGCGGGAUUUUCUCCUUUUUUUCUGGCUAUCCAACAGGCACAAAUCGGCAUCCUGCCUAAUAUCGUUAGUCUAGCGAUCCUUGUCUCUUCAGUAUCUUCCGGGCGCUCUUUUCUUUUUGCGUCUUCACAACAGCUGUAUUCGCUGUCCGAAUCAGGCCAUGGUCCUGCGAUAUUCAAACGCCGCACCAAUUGGGGUGUGCCAUAUGUGGCCUUGGCAACUUCUUCGCUUUUUGCGGGGUUCGCAUUUUUGUCCAUGCUGACAUCCAGCUCCAUUGUCUUCAACUGGCUACUUCACUUCAUCACGACGUCCGGGUACCUUUCCUGGCUGUGUAGUUGCAUCGUCUAUUUGCGGUUUCGAAGGAUGACACACGUGCGAGAUGCCGCCCCUCGCCCUAAAGCUUGGAUCCAGCCCUACGGAGCAUACUUCGGUAUCCUGAUCUGUAUUUUGCUACCCCUUAUGAACGGGUUCAGCUUCGUCGUCCCUUCGAAUUUUAACGUGAGCCAGUUGGUCACUGCGUACAUGGGAAUUCCCGCGUUUCUUAUCUUGUACCUUGGACAUCAAUUGAUGUUGGGCAUAGGGCUCCGAGCCUACCAUCCAGAAGAUAUCAGCCUCGAGCCGGUGGAGGUUCGGGAAACCCAGGAGAAUCAGGAGGGCCAGGAGACUUCGGAAGCUACAGGUGAGGGUCCUUCGGGACAGGAACCGUGGUGGAAGAAGGCGAAGAGUUCAGCUGAAAGCCCGUUUCGACUUGGUCGGCAUGAAGCAGAAGGAUCAGAAGUUUAG